AUGCAGCGCACACUGGGACGACAGGAACGGGGACGCGAUGGCCCAACCAAUGGAGCUGAACAUCGGUCCGAGACGCAUAUCGAGCUUGAUGCUCUGAUCGUAGGGGCUGGCUUUGCAGGAGUAUACUUACUGCAUCGACUGCGUCAAGAAGGCUUCAUGGUACAAAUAGCGGAAGCAGGCACUGGAUUAGGUGGGAUAUGGCAUUGGAAUAGCUAUCCAGGCGCCAGAGUCGACAGUCAGUAUCCCGUAUAUGCUCUUGGCAUACCAGAAGUGUAUAAUAGCUGGGCGUGGAGCCAGAUGUAUCCUGGAGAGAAGGAGCUCAAACGGUAUUUCCAACAUGUCGACAAAGUGCUCAACAUCAGCAAAGACGUUCUGUACGAGCACAAAGUGAUCGCAGCUGGAUUUGAUCCUUCUAUCGACAAGUGGCGAAUACAAAUGGAGAAUGGCGUUCGAAUAUCUACCCGUUGGUUCAUCCCAUGUCUUGGUUUUGCAGCCAAACGCUACUUUCCUGACUGGCCAGGCGUUGAUAAGUAUAAAGGCUACGUUUGUCACUCGUCGUUCUGGCCUUCUGAAGGCGUAGAUAUGCGAGGGAAGCGGGUAGCUGUGAUUGGCACUGGUGCCACAGGAAUACAGAUCGCUCAAGAAGCGGCUAAGGAAGCCGACCACUUGACCUGCUUUAUACGUACUCCAAAUACAUGCGUACCUAUGAAUCAAGGACCAGUCGACCCGGAACAGGCGAAGAAGGAUCUCGAAGCUUUGCAUGGUCAGCUUAGUGCAACUAGGUACGAUAAUCAUGCCGGAUUUCUAUAUGCUGCUCCGACCAAGGGUGUACUUGAUGACCCGCCUGAUAUCCGUGAGGCUGUACUUGAGGAGGCGUGGCGAGUAGGAGGGUUCCGGAUUCUGUUCAGCUAUAACAAUAUUCUUACUAAUCAGGAGGCAAAUGACGAGCUGUACAAGUUCUGGGUCAAGAAGCGAAGAGCACAGAUCACUAAUCCGCAAAAGAGAGAUAUACUGGCGCCGGAGACUCCCCCACAUCCCUUCGGCGGUCGGAGGUUGAGCUUGGAGCAGGACUAUUAUGAACAGAUGGACAAAGACCAUGUUACGCUGGUCAAUGUGAAGCAGAACGACAUCGCCCGAUUUGUCGAGAAUGGCAUCGUCACCGAGGACGGAGUACUGCAUGAGUUGGACAUCAUUGCACUAGCCACCGGCUUCGACAGCGUGACAGGUGGUCUGAAGGACCUUGGCGUCACAGGCUUGAAUGGAGAAUUACUAACCGAGAAGUGGCGGAUGGGUACAUAUACAUACCUGGGAAUGACAGUAGCAAACUUCCCGAACUUCCUAUUCGCGUACGGCCCGCAGAGUCCUACCGCAUAUGCAAAUGGUCCGACAAUUGUGGAGAAGCAAGACGAAUGGAUCGUCGCUGUACUGAAGAAGAUGCGAGAUCUGGGUAAGACUCGACUCAAUGCCAACGAGGAUGCGGAGCAGGCGUGGAGGGAGACGAUCAGGAGCUUGCACAGCUUGAGUCUAAGAGACAAGGUUGAAGGCUGGUACAUGGGCACGAACAUUCCUGGGAAGCCGAGAGAAGCACUAAAUUAUGCUGGAGGCGUGCCGUUGUAUGUCAAGACCAUAUUUGGGGCACUGGACGAUGAUCUCAGGGGCUUCACUGUAACUUAA
Messenger RNA from Recurvomyces mirabilis, 1674 nucleotides. RefSeq lists its product as uncharacterized. Lineage: Eukaryota; Fungi; Ascomycota; Dothideomycetes; Mycosphaerellales; Teratosphaeriaceae. The coding region runs from base 1 to 1674 and encodes 557 amino acids. The record is from RefSeq and is a predicted model, not a curated record. The transcript has 5 exons. Gene Ontology annotation, molecular function: oxidoreductase activity.